GUCCGCGGCCACUGGCUCACGGGGCCUCUCGACCUGAUCAUUGACUAUCGAGGCAGUCCGGGAAUCACCAGGGUCCGGACCGGGAUCCAGGCUGUCCAGUUCGAUACGCUGACCACUGUUGACCGCUAUGGGGCCGAAAUGGCUGAGUAUCAGCUCAUCAGUCCACUGUUCGACUUCAUGCCAUACUACGGCAACCGCACUCUGGCGCAGCAGCGCACCACAGAGCUGGUCGUGCGACAUCUGUUCUCGAACGCCUCCUUCAUGACCCUGCUCAUGCGCGACGCCUUCGAGAUCGCCUCCUACGACAAGAUCAUCCCGCAGUUUGGCACGGAGGCCAACUACUACACUGUCCUCAAGUACCUUUUCAACAACGGUCCCGGGGCUUCGAGCAGGUCGCCCCCUGCUGCUCGCGGCGUGUCCCUUCCCGGGGUGCCUUCAGCCAUUGCCGAUUACCUGGCCGGGGUCGCGCGACAGGCCAGGAGCACUUUGGAAACCUUAGGCUAAGGCCACCCGCCGUUAAUGCAUCUGAAUGAGAGAAACGUUUUUGGUGUAGUUCAUCAUCUGCUUAGAUUUGCUCUCCUUUAUGACGGUUGUAAUAAGAAGUACCUGAGUUUCCGAUUUGUAACUCGUCGUCUACUACAUUUCAGGACGGGUUUAGCCGUAGUAAUUCCAGAAUGUUAAGAUGCGUGCUCAAUUUUCGUUACGCGAUUCAGCUAUGCUCUCGGGCCACUUUUUGAAUUCCUCUCCCGGUGAAAACAUUGCUCUUUCAUGUAGGGAACCGCCUUGUGAUGUAUUUACAAUAAGGAGAGAACCGAGGAAACUGAUAUCGCAUUUUCAGGCCUACUGAAUUUUCCUUUGCAUAAUUACAGAAGCAACUAAAUUUAAAAAAAAAAUGGUUUAUUAUGGAAAAAUGGUUCUGCUGGUUCGGAACCGAUUCAAAAGAUUUAAAUAUUUAUAUGAUUAUAAUCCUUACUCUUAAGAUUUUGUGUAUUUGUCUCUUUCCAUGGUGGUUGGCUGGUCCAGCACAUUGCCAAAUAAUAAAAUUAGGAUCUAAAUAUUUUUC
This is a messenger RNA of Penaeus vannamei (Pacific white shrimp), 1063 nucleotides long. The record is from RefSeq and is a predicted model, not a curated record. NCBI's taxonomy places the organism in Eukaryota, Metazoa, Arthropoda, Malacostraca, Decapoda, Penaeidae.